Lactuca sativa (garden lettuce) is the source of this 1379-nucleotide messenger RNA. It is a transcript of the gene LPA3, whose product is annotated as Low PSII Accumulation 3. The record is from RefSeq and is a predicted model, not a curated record. Lineage: Eukaryota; Viridiplantae; Streptophyta; Magnoliopsida; Asterales; Asteraceae.
UGGUUAUCAACGGUUAAUCCCCUCCAACUGUUCCUGGAAGCGUUAUCUCUCCUCCACCUCAAUUUCUGCUCUGUCUUCGUUCCUCUAAAAUGGCUAUGGCUUCCUCAUUUUCGCCUUCCUCUUCGCGCCUUUACUCCCGUAGUCACAAUCAUCAUCUCACUCUCUCUGCUCCUUUCUCUGUACCCCCCUCUCGAAUCCUCUUCAAUUUGUCUCAAACUCUCUCUUCCCCCAAUAAGCUUGCAGUGAAUUCAAUCAAGUGCAGCAGCAACGAAGCUUCUUCUACACCAACAACUGCUCGAAAGCUUGGGGUAUCAGUUUACAAGCCUAAAUCAUACGAAGUUCUUGUUACCGACGCCGCUAAUUCCCUCGCUUGUGCUCUCGACGAUGGCAAAACCCGCCUUGAAAUCGAUUUUCCGCCAUUGCCAACCAGCAUUUCUUCAUAUAAGGGAUCUUCAGAUGAGUUUAGUGAUGCCAAUGUUCAACUUGCCUUGGCUGUUGUUAGGAAGCUUAAAGAGAGAAGGGAAACACGAGCUUGCGUUGUGUUUCCUGAUAAUCCAGAAAAACGAAGAGCCUCCGAGCUGUUCAAAUCAGCUAUUGACUUGAUUGAUGAGAUCACUAUUGGUUCCUUGGAUGAUAUUCCCACUGGUCCUGUUGGUUCUUUCUUCAGAUCUAUAAGGAACACUCUUGAUUUUGAUUUUGAUGAUGACAAUCAAGAAAGGUGGCUGUCUGACAAACCACCAACACUUUUUGUAUUCAUCAGUUGCAGCACCCGUGAACUUGCUACCAUUGAGAAAUAUCUGGAAAAGUUUGGUGGAUCAACACCCGCCCUCCUAUUUAAUCUGGAGCUUGAAACUUUGCGAGCUGACCUUGGCCUUGUUGGUUUUCCACCCAAGGAUUUACACUACCGAUUUCUUUCUCAGUUUGUUCCAGUCUUUUAUAUUCGAAUAAGAGAGUAUUCCAAGACAGUGGCAGUACCACCAUACAUUGUUAAUUACGAUGGUGCCCUCUUCCGCCAAUACCCAGGACCCUGGCAGGUGAUGCUUAAGCAAGCAGAUAAUUCGUAUGCCUGUGUUGCAGAAAGCGAAACGCGCUUCACGCUUAAUGAAACCAAGGAAGAAUUACUGAGGGUACUUGGACUCAAGGAGGAACAAGGAAGCCAACUUGAAUUCCUUCGUCGUGGUUACAGGAAAGCAACAUGGUGGGAGGAAGACGUGGAUUUGGAGUUAUCUUCCGCAUGGCGUACCUGAGACUCUGAGAGUGAGUUAACCCCCCAUACAAACAUCAAGAGAUGUGGUGGGGAUGGGGUACCAUAAUUUAUUCACAUAUGUAUAUCAUAAGUACACAAUUUUCCUGUUUAUAUUAUUUUCUGCUUUCAUUUU